Molecule: messenger RNA, 1692 nt
Organism: Phytophthora infestans T30-4
Lineage: Eukaryota; Oomycota; Peronosporomycetes; Peronosporales; Peronosporaceae
Product: ubiquitin-specific protease, putative
Exons: 3
Coding region: 1-1692 (563 amino acids)
Biological process (GO): protein deubiquitination
Molecular function (GO): cysteine-type deubiquitinase activity
Source: RefSeq, a predicted model, not a curated record
AUGGCUGGUCCGCGCAUCGCCCAGUCCUCGACGCUGAUAAGCACCUACGCCCAGCAACAAGAGGAGGACAACAUGUUCAGGCAGCAAGACCGCUCCCCUGCAGUCUACAUGAGGGUGCCGUUCUCCACUAGGCCCAAGAAGGUCGCGAGCUCCGUGACCGACAGCUUUGAUCAUCCUGCAACGUCCAAGCCCCCACCAAUCGGUGGCAAGAUCCUCGGUCGCCCUGUCAAUCGACCGGCGGCCACAGAGUCGUCAAUGUCCCGCACAUCAUCCGCGACGUCGACGUUAGCUUCGUUGACGCGUUUUCAUUCGCGUCAGGCCAAUCAGUCGACACCCAGCAACAGCUCCGUCCGAGAGAAGAACAACGACGACUUGGAUUUCGGCAACAGCACGUCGCUGAAUCUACCGUCUAUCGGAAACAGCGAGCGGCCGAAACUCACACCGUCGACGAGCUCUGCGGCUUCUAGCAACAUUGUGACGUCACAGGCGACCACAACGUCGAUUCCAUACCCGGCACGUGUCAGUAGUGGCAGAACAUCAUCCAGGAAUGAGAUGGCAAGAAAGAGACAUCCUCGAGGACUUGUGGGUCUUCAGAACCUCGGCAACACUUGCUUCAUGAAUAGUUGUUUGCAGUGUGUGAGCAACCUCCCGGCGCUUGUCAAGUAUUUCCAUCCUGGCCUCUAUGCGCGUGAAAUAAACGACACGAGUCCUACGAAGGGUGCUCUUGCCACUGCCUUUGGUGACCUCAUCAAGGCCUUGAGGACAGGAGACAAGUUCACUGCCACUCGGCCAGUUGAGCUGAAGCGUGUGAUUGGCAAAAUUGCGUCUCGGUAUACAGGGUACGACCAGCAGGACGCGCAGGAGUUUUUGCGUUUCUUGCUUGACGGUCUGCACGAAGAUCUCAAUCGUGUUAGAAGGAAACCGGCGUAUUACGAGAUCAAAGACCGACCGGAGGCCAAGGACAGAGAUGUGUCGGACGAGUACUGGAAGUUCUACCUCGAGCGGAACGCCAGCACCUUGUCGGAGCUUUUCUGUGGCCAGUUGCGGUCCGAGAUUCGCUGUGAAACUUGCAAUCACCGGUCGCUGUGUUUUGAUGUUUUUUGGGAUUUAUCUUUGCCUGUACCCAAAAAAAUCGGCAAAAAUAGUACCAUGCGGAUAUCCAGUGGGUUUUUCUCUGGAGGUAGAACCGCGUCGGCUUCAGGAGAUACAGCAAGUGCCAUGUCCAUUCACGACUGUCUUAAGGCGUACACAGAGCAGGAGUUCCUCGGCGACGACGCAGCCUACUACUGCCAAAAGUGUAAGACACAUCGGUCGGUGGCUAAGAAGAUCUCGGUGUAUCGACUGCCGAACGUCUUGGUGCUUCACCUUAAGCGCUUCUCCUACUCGACUUUCAGUCGAGACAAAGUGAGCACAAGCAUCAGCUUUCCGGCACAAAGUCUCGACAUUGCCGAGUACUGUGCCAGCGACGCUGUUGUCGAUGGCAGCACACUUUACGAUCUUACGGGUAUCGUACAUCACAUGGGCUCGCUUAAUGGAGGCCACUACACGGCUGAGUGUCUUAACGCAGACACGCAGGAGUGGUUUGACUUCAAUGACGGCUCUGUGACGGCUAUCAAGAAGCCCGAACUCUACAGCUCCAGCGCCUACAUGCUCUUCUACCAACGACGAGAAGAAAAGUCCCUUACCAUUUGA